Eublepharis macularius is the source of this 870-nucleotide messenger RNA. RefSeq lists its product as uncharacterized. Bases 250 to 789 code for a protein of 179 amino acids. The transcript has 17 exons. NCBI's taxonomy places the organism in Eukaryota, Metazoa, Chordata, Lepidosauria, Squamata, Eublepharidae. The record is from RefSeq and is a predicted model, not a curated record.
AUAAUGCCACUGACACAUUGACAUCCAGUUGGCCUCUGGAGUUUGGAAUCAAUAUUUACCCUGCAUAGGGUGAGGGUUAACCUUUACUGAUUGGCAAAAGUGAUGGUACCUUUGAUAAUGGAGGCAUUGUGUUAUACCACCCAGGGCUGAAAGUCAAGGACAAGAUGCAUGGUAUAAAUACUGCUGCUACAGGUAUCCCAUCUCCAAACCAGUGAACUCAUACUCGAAAGGCACUAAGGAGAAGCCAAGAUGAAGCUUCAAGCUGUGGCUGCCGUUCUUCUCGUCUUUCUCAUUUGCCCAAAGGAGAGUGAAUCGGCUCCUGAUCCUUUCUUUGAAGACUUUCUCAGUCUUCCUGGUAAACUUGCUGAUGAGUUUAAAAAAGUAGCAGAGUUGCCUGCCAAGUUUUAUAAGAAAUUGAAAGAUAAACUAGCAGUCGCUAAACCACCACCUCCAGCAGAACCUGCUCCUGAAGCCCCACCUCCAGAAGAACCUGCUCCUGAAGCCCCACCUCCAGCAGAACCUGCUCCUGAAGCCCCACCUCCAGAAGAACCUGCUCCUGAAGCCCCACCUCCAGCAGAACCUGCUCCUGAAGCCCCACCUCCAGAAGAACCUGCUCCUGAAGCCCCACCUCCAGAAGAACCUGCUCCUGAAGCCCCACCUCCAGCAGAACCUGCUCCUGAAGCCCCACCUCCAGAAGAACCUGCUCCUGAAGCCCCACCUCCAGCAGAACCUGCUCCUGAAGCCCCACCUCCAGCAGAACCAGCUCCUGAAGCCUCAGCUGCAAAAUAAGGGAGACAACUCACUGACUACGCUGGACCACAUUCACAGUGUCGGCCUUCUCUUUUGCCUUUCGUGCUGCUCUCACAAGCU